AGGGGCAGGUGGCGGGCGAUUCGUUUAGUGACGUCGACCUUUGCGUCUGAGUAUGGUGUCGCCGUUUGGAACCCGUCGCCCCAAAAGGAGCGAGAAAGAGAGCGGCGAGAGGGAAAGAGAGUGAGCACAAGCGGUCGGCCGUUCUCGGCUGGGGUUUCUGCCAUUCUCGAUCGCUUCUGGCCGCCCCCACAGACACACAGACGCCCCAACUCCCCGGAGCACUCCCACAUACACAUACAGACACAGGCCCACGAUGAAGAAGUCAACGAAGAGCGUGCGAUGGUCCACCGUGACAGUGUAUGAGUUCGGCGUAGCACUGGGAGGCAGCGCCGUCCCGCGCCGCGGCGGCCCGUCCAUCGGCUUGGCCCGCACACCGCAGCAGGUGUGGAGCACGACGCUGGAUAAGGUGCGGCGCUGCGGGGACCUGGCGCUCACGCGGCCGGGCUCCGCUGCAGACGCCGAUGACACCGAGCAGAAGGAGAACGCAGACACUUUGGACCGGAAUGAGCAGCGCAAGCGCCGGGUGCUGCGCGCACGGAGAGUGCGUUGGCUAAAGCCGCUAGAGCGCAUCACGAUGCUGACCAAGGCUGGCUGCAGCGAAGAGCGCAUCUACCGAAUGAUGAUGGAGAGCUCCGACAUCGCCAUGUCCAGGAGGCUCUGCGUCUCGAUGCAGCGGCAAGUGGCAGCAUGAAGGCGUGGAAUCUCUCACGUCUGGCGAGCAGGGACGAAAGUGGAUGAUAUCGCGCUGGUUGGCGCCGCUAUGCACCAAAGAAGACCAGAAGGGAGUAGAGUAUGGAUGACAAUGAAGAACUAUUUACUGUGUACUAAGGUGGUUUAG
This is a messenger RNA of Phytophthora nicotianae INRA-310, 838 nucleotides long. RefSeq lists its product as hypothetical. The record is from RefSeq and is a predicted model, not a curated record. NCBI's taxonomy places the organism in Eukaryota, Oomycota, Peronosporomycetes, Peronosporales, Peronosporaceae. The transcript has a single exon. Bases 254 to 691 code for a protein of 145 amino acids.